AUGGGUGUAGGCCUCCUCAUCCAGUGCUAUUUGCGAUCUGCUCGAGGCAGCACAGAAACGGAUGUAGUGAAAGAUUCCGAAGAGACAGAGCCCUUCAGUCCGCGCUGGAUAUUCGAAACCACCUACUCCUCCAAAGGCAGCGUAAUUAAACCGGACCAUCAGAUCUCAAACAACGCCAAGGGGGAGUGGAGACCUAGGGCCGUGUGUCCGUCUUGGCGUGCUGGCGGCGCCUCAACAACACCCCUUUAA
This is a messenger RNA of Dibothriocephalus latus, 249 nucleotides long. The record is from the annotation of a GenBank genome assembly. NCBI's taxonomy places the organism in Eukaryota, Metazoa, Platyhelminthes, Cestoda, Diphyllobothriidea, Diphyllobothriidae.